Molecule: messenger RNA, 1271 nt
Organism: Oryza sativa Japonica Group (Japanese rice)
Lineage: Eukaryota; Viridiplantae; Streptophyta; Magnoliopsida; Poales; Poaceae
Source: RefSeq, a predicted model, not a curated record
UAUUCCAGCUUUAUGCGGUUUCGUGUAGUAUCCUGUAGUCCACUCCUGCAAUCCACCCGCCCCCUGUUUCGUCAAACUUCUCAUCUCCCCUUCCCGUCCGCCGCCAUGCCGCCGGCCGGUAGCCUCACCGACGAGCAGCUCCGCUUCUUCGACGCCAAUGGGUACCUCGUGCUGGGGUCGUUCUCCAGCGCGGAGGAGGUGAGGGCGAUGAGGGACCGCAUGGCGGAGCUCGUCGACGGCUUCGACGGCGCUGGCGACGUCUUCUCCACAAAGGAUCACCGGCAGGUGAAGAACGACUUUUUCUUCAAGAGUGCGGAGAAUAUCUCUUUCUUCUUUGAGGAAAAGGCAUUUGGAGAUGAUGGAUGCUUGAAGCAGGCAAAGGAACUUUCAAUCAAUAAAGUUGGGCACGCGUUACAUGAACUUGACCCUGUGUUCAAAAAGUUCUCUUUUGGAGCGAAUGUUUCCAGCCUGUUCUCUUCUUUACGCUACAAGAGACCUGCAGUUAUUCAAUCUAUGUACAUCUUUAAGCAACCAGGCAUUGGUGGCGAGGUGGUACCACACCAGGAUAAUACAUUCCUAUAUACAGACCCUCCAUCGUGCACAGGGCUGUGGCUUGCACUCGAAGAUGCGACAAAAACGAAUGGUUGCCUUUGGGCAAUUCCUGGAUCACAUAAAAAUGGCCUGAAAAGGCGAAUGAUCAGAGAUGAAAUCGAUACUCAUUUUGAUCAUCCUUCGCCAACCUAUGAUCUGAAAGAAUUUGUGCCCUUAGAAGUAAAGUCAGGUGAUUUGGUGGUUAUUCAUGGAGAUCUUAUACACCAGAGCUUUGAAAAUCUUUCUCCGGUGUCAAGACAUGCACUGAGCUUACAUGUAAUUGAUACCGAAGGAUGUGAAUGGUCCAAGCAAAACUGGUUACAAAGGAAAAUCCCACCUCAGCCACUUUAUGAAAAUUAGUUGAAGCAGUUACCUAUAUGUCAAAUAAACGAGUGAUGACCUAGAAGCAAUGGUGAUGAUGCUGAUUACCUAUCCUCGUCGCAAUAAAUCUGCAGUACGAUGUUGAGUAGCUGUGCUUUCUUCUCCCGUCUUCAGACAGUGUAAAUACCUUGCUACUCUGUUUUCAUGGAUGAAUUUUAUGGCAAUAAAUUUGAUGUACGAUGUAGAGUAGCUGUGCUUUUUUCCCCGUCUUCAGACACAAGUCACACAACUACGCUGCUACUCUGUUUCCAGGGGUGAUAUUUAUGCUUAAUAAAAUCUAUCUCCAGUUCUUAAUGUUA